AUGUCCUCUACCAAACGAUCUUCCAUGCUUCCUCCACCUCCCAAACCUCCCAUCUCUUUCUCAAACAAUAUCAUAAUCGCCGACCAUGCUUCCAUUAUUGGCACAAAUCUUAUAACCAUCAGAGGGCAUACUGUACUUCAUCCACGUACAAAAUUGAACAGCACCUAUGCUCCCAUCGCGAUCGGCAUACAAUGUGUUAUUGGUGAGCGAAGUUCGAUUGGCAUGUUGAGUGCCCCAACUGAGGAACAAGCUCAAGGGGUUGUGUUGGAUACUGGUGUCGUUGUAGAAACUGGGGCUAUUGUUGAAGCAAAGUUUGUCGGACAAGGUAGUCUCAUUGAGAUUAAUGCAAAAGUAGGGAAAGGAGCUGUUAUUGGAAAGGUACGCAUUUCACAGGGAUGGAUAUUUAUUUGA
Molecule: messenger RNA, 411 nt
Organism: Sclerotinia sclerotiorum 1980 UF-70
Lineage: Eukaryota; Fungi; Ascomycota; Leotiomycetes; Helotiales; Sclerotiniaceae
Exons: 1
Coding region: 1-411 (136 amino acids)
Biological process (GO): mitotic spindle organization
Cellular component (GO): dynactin complex
Molecular function (GO): dynein complex binding
Source: RefSeq, a predicted model, not a curated record